AUGGAACUAAACAAGCGAAGCCAGCUGUCGAUACUAGUGUUAAUAAAUUUACUUAUAAUAAUCAAUUGUGAAAUAAUUUCAAAUGGAAGUGAGGAGUUUAAGCAACUUGAAAUGAUGAUGGGAGGUGGGAUUAUAAUUGAUGAACCAAGUGAGGAUUUGGGUCAACCCAAAGAGGAGAAUAUUACCAAUAUAUUAGGUAAUGGAACUGAAGUAUAUGAUGAAGAUAUUACCACAGCCAAUCCCCUGGAGAUGCUGUCCACUUACAAGGAUGUGGAGUAUAUUAUGAGUAACCAGCCUGAAACUACAAUAAAGAGUUUAGAUGAAGCUGAAAAUACUACACAAGCAGAGGAAUUGUUCCAUCAUGAGAACCUUGGACAGAGGAAUCCUAAAACCGAAGCUGAAAUCCAGCAGAGCUUCGAUUUACGGACAUAUGAGAAGACAAAACCAGUGCCAUACAUGAACCGCAGUACUACCCUCAAAUCCUGGCUUGAAGAUUCCUGGUUGAGGCCUCCAGCGGGCAUUUUAGUGCCGCUUAGACCCUUGGCACUGAAUAGAGCUUUGGGCGUUUGGAACGAUUUAGCCAAUGAAGGAUUGAAUUUGACAGACAUCGUGAUAGUUGGUUAUGACUCUAAUGGUGUUAAUUGGAGAUCCAGGCACAAUCUCCAAACUUCCAGUGGAAGCAAUGGAGAGAGGGCUGUUGGGGAUGCUCUGUCUAAGCUGUUACUGAAUUACCAGGACGUAUACACUGAUAGUUCAAACGAUGGUACCAUGAGGGCAUUGGCUUCAGCUGCGAAGCUUGUGCCAUACGACAGCGCUCUCUUCCUGGUGACUGACAAAGGAGCUGGUGAUCCACAGAGACUUCCGUUAGCAUUGAGGGCUUUAGUUGAGAAAAGAUUGAAGGUAUACACUAUAUGGACAGAUCCUAAUCAUCCAUCGGUCGAAUCGGAGCUGGCUCUCCAGGACUUGAGGAACAUCUCCUCACACACGGAGGGCGAAGUACUGGCAUAUUCAUUGCAAGUUAUGGAUGAAGACCACUCCAAUCUGGCAUCAGAAGUUGAACUCCAACCAUGGGAGCCAGUUUCAUCAAAUCAAGCAAGACGAGCUAGGAUAAAUAACCAUCCGUAUAUGGAAAACUUUGAUACCCUGUUGGUUAGACGUGGAAGAGCAGAAGCCCUUACAUUGGGUAUACCAGUUGAAACAGGAGUAACAGUACUACGUCUUCUGCUGGAAGGAGCGAUUGAUCACGCAGUAUUAUACCCACCCAAUGAUGCAAAAAUGCCUUUAAGCAAAUGUUCUGGUUGUACGCACGAUUUAAAAGAGGAUGACGCAAUGCAUUGCUCGCGAUGUUUUGAUAAGUAUCAUUACGGUUGCCUCAAUAUAUCGACUACUAAAUUUGAUACUUUCUCUAGCGAAUUCAAGGCAAUGUGGAUAUGUCCGUCGUGCCGUUGUAAGGAACCUAAGAGAGACAACACUAACACACCGAUCCGUUCUACUCCCACUCUCAGUAGUGCUCAGGUAUAUGAAAACGUUACUCUACGCACUAAGUCGAAGUCCUCCACUAACUGCUCAUGUAUUUCCGCCGACAGUAUUCGUGAAAUUAUACGGGAUGAAUUACGCUCUGCUCUCAAUAGUCAAUUAUUGGAAAUCAAAAACCAAAUUUCUGUUUUUGAUCAAUCAUUAAGCUUUCUAAGUAAUGAAUAUGAUACAAUAAAAAAGGACAUGGAUACACAGAAAAAAUACUUAGCGGAUCUACACAAAGAAAAUGAAAUGCUUCGCACUUCUACUCGCGAUAUAUCACUACGUCUUCGACAAAUAGACCAGCAAUCCCGUGCCUGUCCUCAAAUUGACCUGUACAAUGAGACGUCUGUAAAGAUGUAUUCAUCAGUAUCAACAAUCGAAAGUAUUUCGCCUCAGGAAGUCUAUAUCGUGGUGCCAGGAACAAAAUUGAAUGUAGACAUGUUGUCAGUAUUGCCGGUAAUGCCGGCGGGUGAGGACGUAGCUAUGACCGGCAUGUGGCACCUCAGUGUUAGGUGCGCCACUUGCGAUUACCGAUUAACAGUCAGCGCUAGAUCACACAUACAUUUCGAUGUUGAAAUUAAUAGUGAAGAUUCAUUGAACAUCAAAAUAACUGGUAACGUAGCCAGUGUGAGGGACUCGUCUAUUGUCGACGAAUAUGGAGCAACUAUCGAAAAAUUGGCGUUCAGCUAUCAACCAUCAACAGAGGCUUUUGAAAAUCAAAUGGCAGACAUCUUAACCAGCGUCCCGAUCACAAAUGUAUCGGGUAACAGAGCCUAUGUCAAAAUAGCGGGAAGAGAUUUCAAAGGUGAAACUUUCGCAAGACUCGCUGGACCUAUACACGGUGAAUCUGAAGUUAGAAUGGGAAGAUCGGCGGCCAUCGUCUUUCCCGAAAGCAUCAAUGAUUUAGAAGUAGCUGAGGAAAUGAACUCAAAGACGUAUAACGAGAAUAUACAGAAUGAGAGCGAUGUGCUGUUUCAGUCUGAGGUACAAUUACGACGUAAUCCCGCUAUGACAACUGUUCAAAUCGGUCUGAGUUCAAGACUUUAUGGUUCACCGGAAAGUAGAUUACAGCUUCAUUUCGAAGUCACUAAUUUGAGGGACACUUCGGUUUUCUAUCGUUUCGGUGCUGUUGGUGAAUUGAGGUUUCUGACCGGUAUCAAUCCAGAAUCUCAAACAGUGGCUGCUGGUCAAACCGUCAACGUCAUAGUAAGCUUAUUGAUAGCUAGCAACGCCCAGGCUGGAGCAAGAGACCUCAUCAAAUUCACCGCUUAUGGUCAAUCGGAACAAGUAUCCCUAUCCUCGUACGUGUAUGUGGUCAGCAGUGGAGACAGCAUUAGGGAUCUCACUCCCCCCGAAGUCAGGCAUAACUUCCAAGGCACAUGCUUGGGAAAACAGGGCAGCGACUGCGCUGAGCACGUCUGGUCUACAUCUGUGAUAGCUAGAGACGCCGUAGGAGGUCUUCUUCGUUUAACAUCGUUGCCAGCUGGUCUAUCAUACGACCCGAGCUUCAUAUCAGGUUCAAGAGAUGAGAUUAUUGCCACGUACAGAGCUAACUGCUGCGCGCCAAGAGUUAUCGUAAACGCAGUUGACGCUUUUGGGAACACCAAUACUUAUACCAUUGAUAUAUCAAAUUACAUUAACGAAGCCACCAUAGCCGCUAUCGUUCUUGGAGUGUUAUUAUUAUUAAUUUUAAUAUUUCUAAUUAUAUUACUAACAUACUGCUGUGUGAAAAGAAGGAAAGAAUCAAGGGAACUACCGACUUACUCAACAUCAAGAUCGUCAAGAAACAUUACUUGA
Messenger RNA from Danaus chrysippus (African queen), 3315 nucleotides. Lineage: Eukaryota; Metazoa; Arthropoda; Insecta; Lepidoptera; Nymphalidae. The record is from the annotation of a GenBank genome assembly.